AUGAAGAAGAGAGCAAGGCCGGAAGGUGACUCGGUGGGCAAGAAGGAGGGCACUGGUGGCGAGAAGGAGAAAACCGCACUGCCUGCGCUCAAACGAUCGCGAGCCGAGGCCGGCCCCCCGGCGGCAGCAGCGGCAGAAGAAGAGACAACGGCGAAUCAAACUACAUCAUUGGGUCUCGAGGCGGUGGGCGACGACGUGCUCCUGCUCAUCAUGGACCUCUGCGGGCCGACCGACUCGCUGCGCGCGUUCCUCCUGGCCAACCGCCGCCUCAACGCCCUCCUGCGCAGCCACCGCGCCCUGUGGAGCCGCGCCUACACCCGCCUCUUCGCCUCCCCGCGCAGACGCAACAAGACCGGCCAGCAGGCCCAGCAGCUGCAACACCACCUCGACGGAGUGAAGGACGACUUUGAGGCCUACACGGGGGCGAUGCGCAAGUGGACGGGCGAGUACGAUUUCAGCGACGGCUUGCCGUUGGGCGAGAGCGACGGCGAGCUCACCGUCAAGGUGGCGGCCGACGGGCGGGCCACGUGGGAGGGCCACGGCGUCGGGUGUGGCCGCGCCGGCGAGUACACCAGCCUCAACUGCCUCAAAGGCAAGCGCACGCCUCCCCUCAGCGUUGCAUGGCCGGGCGAGAUCCAGGCUUUUGCUGCAGGAUCGGAGGACAGCAAGAAGGGCCGCUGUGACCGGCCAAGAAGGGGAGACAGCUACUAUGAUGAUGAUGAUGAUGAGGACGAUGAAGAAGACAGCGAAAGGGCGAAAGAGAAGAAAAGGGCAAGGGAAGAGUGGAGGAGGAAGAAGGCGCAGGAAGGCGACCCCAUCUACAAGUGGGUCAAAGAGUCUCUGCGCGGGCUGCAGCCUAUGUUCUUCGAGCGCGUCGAUUACCAGCUGCACGCCGAGGGCAAGCGCAAGUGGUGCACCGGAGGUGGUGCCUGCAGAUUCUGGCAGUACGACAUGGAGUGGUGA
Acanthamoeba castellanii str. Neff is the source of this 963-nucleotide messenger RNA. RefSeq lists its product as uncharacterized. Lineage: Eukaryota; Discosea; Longamoebia; Acanthamoebidae. The coding region runs from base 1 to 963 and encodes 320 amino acids. The transcript is spliced from 3 exons. The record is from RefSeq and is a predicted model, not a curated record.